Molecule: messenger RNA, 3493 nt
Organism: Centruroides sculpturatus (bark scorpion)
Lineage: Eukaryota; Metazoa; Arthropoda; Arachnida; Scorpiones; Buthidae
Product: dedicator of cytokinesis protein 7-like
Exons: 21
Coding region: 84-3227 (1047 amino acids)
Biological process (GO): small GTPase-mediated signal transduction; positive regulation of GTPase activity
Molecular function (GO): guanyl-nucleotide exchange factor activity
Source: RefSeq, a predicted model, not a curated record
CAUUUACUUUAUAGAUAUUCCGUUUAGACCACGUGACGAUUUAACUGUCAUGUUACUGUUAAUCGGAGGGAGCAAGGACUGAAAUGGCGAGUGGCCAAAGAGCGUUUGCCCAGAAAUUAGUAAAGCAGCCAAGUGCUGAUGUAAGAAGACAGGUUGCUACAAGUUCUACAAGUCGAGAUGUCUCCAGAAAUGUGGGUAGUGCAACACAAAACAGUAUUCCAUUAUGUGAUGUUGUUGAUCCAUUGGAUUUUGAAGACUUCUUGAAUCAACAUCAGGAUCAAGCAGACCGUGAUCCUAUUCAUCAUUUAUUAGAAUUUCCACCUGAUGAUAUUGAAGUGGGUAUAGUUCCAAGAAAAAUUCGUACUGUAGGACCAAUAGUACCUGAAAAUGAAGAUGGUUCUGAUCUUGAUCCUUAUGUGGGAGAUUGUGUGCGUUGUUAUACUUCUGAUUGGGUUGUUGUAAAUAGAAGGUAUCAGCAAUAUAGUUCUAGUUGUUGCAUUCGAGAUAGAUGCUUAGAAAAGGGAACUAUUGUUAGAUCAACACCAAAACAGGAAUUUGAAAUAGAUCUUGAAGAAGAUAAUCAAAGUCAUAAAGAUGAUGAACAGAUUUCCAUUCAGCCUCCAUUAGCUGAAGAUGAAGAUACUUCCGAUUCAUCAACUCCUCCAUCCAAUCGACAAUCACUUCAUUUAAAUGAUACUCCCAGGGGUAGUUGGGCAAGCAGCGUAUUUGAUCUUCGAAAUUCUCAAGCAGAUCAAUUAAUCCCUUCCUUGUUAGAUCAUAUUCCUGCUGAAGAAUUAGAUAGAACAAAUGCAACUCAUAGAUUAGAAAAUAGACAAGAUGCAAUAUUUGCUUUAUAUCCAAGUCAGGAUGAGGAAGAAAUAAUUGAAAGAAGAAUACCUGCAUUAAUACCAAAAGAACAUAUUGGACAUAGAUUAUUAGUGAAAUGUCUUGCAUUAAAAUUAGAACUGGACAUUGAACCUUUGUUUGGCAUUAUGGCUCUGUAUGAUGCUAAGGAAAAGAAAAAGGUGUCAGAAAAUUUUUAUUUUGAUAUGAAUCCAGAACCUUUAAAAAGAAUGCUGUCAAGUCAUAUUUCUUAUCAAGAUAUAACUACUCUUAGUAGAUCAUGUGUUUUUAAUAUCACUUAUCCUUCUCAGGAUUUGUUUUUAGUUAUAAAGCUGGAAAAAGUGUUACAAGGUGAUAUUAAUGAAUGUGCAGAACCCUAUAUCAAAGAUGAUAAAAAUCGUGAUAAAGUGAAAGCAAAUGCUGCAGCUACAUGUGAUAGACUUGGAAAUUAUAGAAUGCCAUUUGCUUGGACUGCUAUUUAUUUAUUGAACAUCAUUAAUGGAGUGAAUAAUAUGGAAAGAGAUCCUUCUACAGAUAAAGAAACAAAUAAUGCUAAUAGUCUUGAUCGGAAGACUGGAAAUAAUACUUUUGAAACAUUUCGAAAAAAAUCAAUGGAUACAGGGUCAUUGGGUCGUCGAGGUUCUCUUGAGAGGAAAAGUGGUACUGAAAAAAGACGUAGUUGGUCACCUGAUGAUUUGGGAGCAGGACUUGAUAAUUUUCGUCCAGUAAUGCUAACUGUCAAUAGUUUUUUUAAACAGGAAAAUGAUAGACUGAGAGAUGAAGAUUUAUACAAGUUUUUAGCUGAUCUGAAACGGCCGCAAUCAGUUCAUAAACGUUUAAAAUGUAUACCAGGUAGCUUGAAACUUGAUAUAUCACCAUGUCCUGAUGAAGUUAAAUAUUGUUUAACCCCAGAACUUGUUCAUCUUCAUCCAUAUCCAGAUGAUAAAGGUCGUCCUACAAAGGAAAUAUUAGAAUUUCCUUCAAAAGAAGUCUUUGUGCCACAUUAUACAUAUCGUAAUCUCAUGUAUGUUUAUCCAAAAGAUCUAAAUUUUGCAAAUCGUCCAGGAUCUGCUCGAAAUAUUGCAUGCAAAGUUCAAUUUAUGGCAGGUGAAGAAGAAACAAGUUGUUUGCCAGUAAUAUUUGGAAGAUCUAGUUGUCCAGAAUAUUGUUCAGAAGUUUAUACUGCUGUAACUUAUCAUAAUAAAUGUCCAGAUUUUUAUGAUGAAAUAAAAAUUAAAUUACCAGCUCAUCUUAAUGAUCAGCAUCAUCUUUUAUUUACUUUUUAUCAUAUAAGUUGUCAAAGAAAAAUUGAACAAACUCCUAUAGAAACACCAAUUGGUUAUACGUGGCUUCCACUAUACAGAGAGGGACAAUUACAAACAGGAGAACAUUGUUUGCCUGUACUCAUGGAAAAACCUCCUCCAAGUUACACUUUUCUUACUCCAUCUAUUCAAAUACCAAAUAUGAAAUGGGUUGAUAAUCAUAAAGGAGUGUUUACUGUUGUAGUUGAAGCUGUAUCAUCUGUUUUUACAUUGGAUCCUUUUCUGGAUAAAUUUUUAUAUUUAUGUACCAUGAUUGACAAAGGAAAUGUCCCUCGUGUUGAAGAAGUUACAAUUGAACAUGAACUAAAGACAAGUAUUUUGGAAAUAACAGAAGCAAAAUUAGAGCCUCUUGUCAAGUUUUUACCAUUGUUGAUGGAUAAAUUAAUUCGAUUACUUGUUCGACCUCCUGUUGUGGCUGGCCAAGUUAUGAACAUUGGUCAGACAGCAUUUGAAGCCAUGGCUAUGAUUGUUUGUAAUAUUACGAAUCUUUUAGAAAUACAGAAUGAUCAACAUGGAAGAAAUAGUUUAUUAGCCACAUAUGUUCAUUAUCAGUGUACCUUGCCACAUCCUGAUGCUUAUUCUAUUAGUUCGCCAAGUAAUAACUGUACGUCAUAUGCAUUUGGUACAGACUAUAGUACAUUGGGAAGGCCAAUAUCAAUGCCAGUUCAAAGGUCAUAUUACGGACGAAGUAACAGUAAUCCAGAUAUUAUGACUUAUGUUGAUGCAGACGGUGAAGUUAGUGGAAUUAUGAAUAGAGGUCUUGAUCGAACUUCUAGUAUGAGAACAGCAAGUGGUCAGGAUGGUACAUUAUAUUUAAUAACAAAAUCACAUACACGUAAAAUAGUUCAUGAGGAAUUAGCAUUGCAAUGGGUGGUAUCAAGUGGUGCUGCAAGAGAACUUGCUCUCACAAAUGCUUGGUUUUUCUUUGAAUUAAUGAUAAAAAGUAUGUGUGAGCAUUUAGCAACAACAGGCAGAUUAGAUGUGCCCAGAAAAAUGAGAUUUAAUGAACAAUUUUCAGAUGAUCUUACAACACUGGUAAGAUUCUUUCCCAGAUAUAUAUAAUAAAUUAAUACUAAUAUUUUUAUUAAAGUAAAUUUUAUUUAACAAAACUAAUGGAAUAAAUUAAAAUUUAUCUGUUGCUAUAUUAUAGUAUUUGAUUUAUAUAACUAUAAAGGUUAUCUUAUGUAAGCAUUUAUCACACUAAGUGACUGAUCUAACACAUUUUACAAAUCCUUUAAAUUGUAUAGCACAAUAAAUAACUUUUAAAAUGUGUUAGAUUGGAUACUUGGUGUGAUAAACCCUUAUGUAAGAUAACAUUUGCAGUUAUA